GAGGCGCCGCAGCUCCGGGCAGACGGUUCCGGGCGCCGCACGUUCCCCCCUUUCCCCCUCCCCUCCUUCCCCGGUUCCCCCACCAGCAGGAACCCGGCGCCGCCCGCUCCUCUCAUGGCCUCCGUCCCGGAGGACCCGGUUCUGGAGCGGUACUUUAAGGGCCACAAAGCUGCCGUCACCUCCGUGGACUUCAGCCCGAACGGCAAACAACUGGCUACUGCUUCUUGGGAUACGUUUCUCAUGCUAUGGAGUGUCAAGCCACAAGCUAGAGCUUUCAGAUACGUGGGGCACAAGGACGUCGUAACCAGCGUGCAGUUUUCUCCACUUGGAAACUUAUUGGCCUCUGCUUCACGAGACAGAACCGUUAGACUCUGGAUUCCUGAUAAGAGAGGGAAAUCCUCUGAAUUUAAAGCUCAUACAGCUCCAGUUCGAAGUGUGGACUUUUCAGCUGAUGGCCAGUUUCUGGCUACAGCUUCUGAAGACAAAUCCAUCAAAGUAUGGAACAUGUAUCGCCAGCGCUUCUUAUAUUCCUUGUACCGACAUACACACUGGGUACGCUGUGCCAAAUUUUCGCCUGAUGGAAGACUAAUUGUAUCAUGUAGUGAGGAUAAAACUAUUAAAAUUUGGGAUACCACAAAUAAGCAGUGUGUUAACAACUUUUCGGAUAUUCUAGGGUUUGCAAAUUUUGUGGAUUUUAACCCUAAUGGUACAUGCAUAGCUUCAGCAGGUUCUGAUCAUACUGUGAAAAUCUGGGAUAUAAGAGUGAACAAAUUACUCCAACAUUAUCAAGUUCACAGUGGUGGAGUUAAUUGUGUAUCGUUCCAUCCGUCUGGUAACUACCUCAUCACUGCUUCUUCAGAUGGUACACUUAAGAUUCUGGAUCUCUUGGAAGGAAGACUCAUAUAUACACUUCAAGGACAUACGGGGCCUGUCUUUACUGUUUCAUUUUCAAAAGGUGGCGAGCUAUUUGCAUCAGGAGGUGCAGAUGCACAGGUCUUAUUAUGGAGGACUAACUUUGAUGAAUUGAAUUGUAAAGAUAUUAUUAAAAGAAAUCUCAAAAGAUUACAUUUUGAUUCACCACCACAUCUUGUGGAUAUCUACCCAAGAACACCACAUCUCCACGAGGGAAAAAUUGAGACUGUUGAAAUUAAUCCAAAGCUUGAAGUGAUCGACUUGCAGAGCUCUACUCCCCCAGUUGUGGACGUCCUUUCUUUUGAUUCUACCACAACAACGGAAACUACAGUUAGAACUCUACCAGACAAGGGUGAAGAGGUCUGUGGAUAUUUCUUGAACCCCUCAUUAAUGACAUCAGAAUGUUCGCCAACAACCUUGAAAAAGAAAACAGAAGACAUGAACGACCUCCCCUCUGAGAGCCAAAGAAGCAUACCGCUCGCUGUGACUGAUGCUUUAGAGCAUAUUAUGGAACAGCUCAAUGUUUUGACCCAGACUGUUUCAAUCUUGGAGCAGCGACUGACUUUGACAGAGGAUAAGCUGAAAGACUGCCUUGAAAAUCAGCAAAAGCUUUUCAGUGCUCUCCAUCAGAAAAGCUGAAUAGAGAAGAAUGAGCAGAGGCACAAUAAAUGACACGUGUACGUAUACUCAGGAAGGGAGUACGAGGCGCUUCAUGCAACACGACCGUGCGCUCAUUAUCAUGGCAUUUCUUAAAAGGGUGAGCCACAGAACAAGGCAGGAAAGGCAUAAUUCAGGACUCAUUUAAACACACAAAUCAAUGUCAAGAACUGAUUUAAAGCAUUACCAUUUAUGAUUGCAGUAAUAAAGUGAUAAGCAUUCAAG
Messenger RNA from Ceratotherium simum simum (southern white rhinoceros), 1794 nucleotides. RefSeq names its product POC1 centriolar protein B (gene POC1B). Gene Ontology annotation, molecular function: protein binding. Gene Ontology annotation, cellular component: ciliary basal body; centriole. Gene Ontology annotation, biological process: cilium assembly. The record is from RefSeq and is a predicted model, not a curated record. NCBI's taxonomy places the organism in Eukaryota, Metazoa, Chordata, Mammalia, Perissodactyla, Rhinocerotidae.